This is a messenger RNA of Patiria miniata (bat star), 1207 nucleotides long. RefSeq names its product lactadherin-like. The coding region runs from base 73 to 777 and encodes 234 amino acids. The record is from RefSeq and is a predicted model, not a curated record. The transcript has 4 exons. NCBI's taxonomy places the organism in Eukaryota, Metazoa, Echinodermata, Asteroidea, Valvatida, Asterinidae.
AGGAUUCUAGGUCAGUUGUAAAUCUAUAUAAGUGCGAUUUUAGAACUGAUUCAAGAUCAUUUUGUGUCUCUGAUGAUCAAGAUGAAGUACCCUCUGGUAGCUAUCUUUGCCGUGGUGGCCCAGUGCUGCCUGUUUGCAGCAGCCGCACACGAACAUGCUCAUGGUGAUUCCGACUCGGUUCUCGAAGCAGCUCUCCGUCCGUUGUAUAGCCAACUGGACGUUUUUCGAGACCAACUUGAUGCGGUCAAAGUGUUUGUCCAUGUCCCCUGUAAGAAAGCAAAAUAUCCAACAGAUUUGGAGUGCUCUGAGGCUGGACCCCUUGGUAUGGAAGAUGGACGCAUCCCAGAUGCAAACAUCACAGCUUCGACGUUCUGGAGCAACAGUGCAGCCUGGGCGCCCUACAGGGGUCGUCUUAACUUAGAAGGUGCUGCCUGGCUUUAUGCCGGAUCUAGUGACCCCAAUCCGUGGAUCCAAGUCGACUUCGGUGGCCGUGUCAUCAUCACUGGUGUCAUCACUCAGGGGCGUCCUGACAAUUAUAAUCAAUGGGUGACUGAGUUCCAGGUUGCCUAUAGCAACGACGGCCAGCAAUGGACCGACGUCACCGCGGAAGGAGAAAGUGCACCGACAAAGUUCCCUGGAAACUCGGACAGAAGCAAUCCUGUGACCACCACUUUCCCGAAGGCCUUACAGACCAGGUUCCUGCGUAUCCUGCCUACUGAGUGGAGCGCACACUGCAGCAUGCGCUUAGAGGUCCUCGGCUGCAAAAGUCAUGAGUAAUUCCGCCGUAUAGCUUGGGAAAACCUAGCUCUAGUGCUUGCUGGACAUUUGACAGACAUUUGACAUGCGGGGAUGCAUGUGUCAUAGAUAUGUGGCGUAACAUUUUCAGAAUGCUUCAGUCAAAACACAGAGGCACAUAGGAACAUUUUGCAGAUACACGAAACGCACAAAAAAAACAAGAAAUCCUCACUCAAAAUGAAGGACUGGUAACAAAUUCUCUGCCUGAAAUGGUAUCAUUCGGAAUGAAAAAAAAAUAAUUGAAAGUGGGCAAUAAAAAUGUGUAUUUCUCUUUUUUCUCUCUCUCCCAAAAUGUAUAGUAUCCCCUGAGUUGAAACUUCAACAAGUUAGUUGUCAUGCACCAUUCAUAAGAGUUAGAGUUAUUUUCUUGCUCAAACGAUGGGGAAAAUGUUCCGCUGCACCUUUAAACAUG